Tripterygium wilfordii is the source of this 1186-nucleotide messenger RNA. Its product is annotated as probable carboxylesterase 18. Gene Ontology annotation, biological process: pollen tube growth. Gene Ontology annotation, molecular function: carboxylic ester hydrolase activity. The transcript has a single exon. NCBI's taxonomy places the organism in Eukaryota, Viridiplantae, Streptophyta, Magnoliopsida, Celastrales, Celastraceae. Bases 70 to 1110 code for a protein of 346 amino acids. The record is from RefSeq and is a predicted model, not a curated record.
GUGUGUGUUUGUGCAGAUUAUGGUAAAUCUAGUUCAAGCCUUCAAGGAAAGAAAGAAAGCUAGCAAGAAAUGUCAAAAACGACUCCCAAUCUUCCGCUGAAGGUCCGCCUCCUUCUCUCCGCCCACGUCUUCUCCGUUGACGCAGCUCGAAGAUCAAAUCUUACCGUCAACCGGGGCCUUGUCAAGGUUUUCGACCCCAAAUCCCCUCCCUCCUCCAAACCUAUCAACGACGUCUCCUCCUUCGACGUCACUAUCAACAGCGACACCAAACUUUGGCUCCGCCUAUACAAUCCCACUACUACUACUUCUACUAGUGCUACGUCACCAGGAGAUGGUGUUAAUGAUGACGUCAGCUUACCUGUGGUAGUUUACUUCCACGGCGGAGGCUUCUCUUUCAUGGGCGCCAACUCCAAAAACUACGACGGUUUAUGCCGCAGACUCGCUCGUGAGAUCCCCGCCGUCGUCCUCUCAGUGAAUUACCGUCUGGCUCCGGAACACCGGUGUCCCUCCCAGUAUGAGGACGGCUUCGAGGCUUUGAAAUUCCUGGAGAGCAUGGAUUUCGGAUCGUUCAAAGCGAAUGUGGAUCUCAGCCGUUGCUUCAUAGCAGGAGAUAGCGCAGGAGGGAACCUGGCCCACCACGUGGCGCUCAAAGCCGCCGGCGAGUAUAGCUUCGAGAAAGUAAAAAUAGUAGGACUGAUAGCAAUACAACCAUUUUUCGGAGGCGAAGAGGAGACGGAGUCAGAGAAAAGGAUAAAGGGAGGUUCAUUGAUAACGGAGGAACGAACGGAGUGGAUGUGGAAAGCGUUCUUGCCAGAUGGGUCUGAUCGUAACCAUCCAUCAGUGAACGUGUUCGGGCCAAACGCAGUGGAUAUAUCUGGUGCUGUUGGGUUUCCCUCAACGCUGCUUAUAAUCGGAGGGUUUGAUCCAUUGCAAGACUGGCAGAGAAAGUACCAUCAAGGCUUGAAGAAAAGCGGCAAGGAAGUGGAUUUGAUUGAAUACCCCAAUGCAAUCCACGCCUUUUAUUGCUUCCCGGAUCUACCCGAAUCAGCCUUGCUCAUCACCGAAAUCAAAAAUUUCAUGCACAAACAACUAUCUAAAAACUCUACUUAGGCUUUUGUCUUUUCUUGCAGUUUCUACGUGUAUUUUUGCAUGAUAGUAAAAGUCUUUUAAUUUAAGUUAAACUAAA